UGUGGUUGCAGCCUUGAUGCUUCUCAUUGGCAUCUAGAGAGAGAGAGAGAAAGAGAGAGACGAGAGAAGAUGCGGAUUAUUUUGGAGCAGAUUGUUUUGUUAUUCUCUGGAUUUUGGGGCAUUGCCAUGGGAGCCUUUCCUAGCAGCGUGCAGAUAGGUGGGCUUUUCAUCCGAAAUACAGAUCAGGAAUACACUGCAUUUCGAUUAGCAAUUUUUCUCCAUAACACCAGCCCCAACGAGUCCGAAGCACUUUUUAAUUUGAUUCCACAUGUAGACAACAUAGAAACAGCCAACAGUUUUGCUGUAACCAAUGCCUUUUGCUCCCAGUAUUCCAGAGGAGUGUUUGCCAUCUUUGGACUGUACGACAAGAGAUCAGUACACACCCUGACCUCAUUCUGCAGUGCACUGCACAUCUCCCUCAUCACACCCAGCUUCCCAACCGAGGGAGAAAGCCAGUUUGUCCUCCAACUGAGACCAUCGUUACGAGGAGCUCUGUUAAGUUUGCUGGAUCAUUAUGGUUGGAAUCACUACGUAUUUCUUUAUGACACGGACCGGGGCCUGGCCUCUUAA
Molecule: messenger RNA, 570 nt
Organism: Bufo gargarizans (Asiatic toad)
Lineage: Eukaryota; Metazoa; Chordata; Amphibia; Anura; Bufonidae
Gene: GRIA4
Product: glutamate ionotropic receptor AMPA type subunit 4
Exons: 4
Coding region: 70-570 (166 amino acids)
Source: RefSeq, a predicted model, not a curated record